Molecule: messenger RNA, 2988 nt
Organism: Sabethes cyaneus
Lineage: Eukaryota; Metazoa; Arthropoda; Insecta; Diptera; Culicidae
Product: zinc finger protein 197-like
Exons: 3
Coding region: 102-2468 (788 amino acids)
Biological process (GO): regulation of transcription by RNA polymerase II
Cellular component (GO): nucleus
Molecular function (GO): RNA polymerase II cis-regulatory region sequence-specific DNA binding; zinc ion binding; DNA-binding transcription factor activity
Source: RefSeq, a predicted model, not a curated record
UUCUUUUACACCAAAGCUUGGUUUGUUCUCCGUUAAUUGAUGCUAAAUAUUGUGGAAUAGUUUUGGAUACUGAAGGAAAACAUCGUUGGCAGUGCUUUAAGAUGGAAACCCGUUCGUCGGCACACGUUUCCGGAAUGAAUGUGGUGCCGGGUAGUGGACCCAAUAUUUGUCGAAUUUGUCUCAUCAAUGGCGGCUCCAUCGGUGAAGAUAACCUUUCCAAGGGAAUGGAGUCGAUUUUCAGUACCAUCGGUGAGUACGAAGAACGCAGUUUGUACGGCAUCCUGGUGACGAUAUGUGUCCCGCUGCGACAGCGGGAAAUGCUGAAAGGUAUGCCGGAACGGAUUUGCCGCGGCUGCAAGUGGCGUUUACUGUCUGCUUUCGAACUGUACGAAACUUGUCUGCGCAGCGACGAUAAGAUGCGCGGCAUUGCUGCCGAAAUGCUGAAGAAACAACAACAGCAGCAGCAGCAACAACAACAACCAACACAGGAAUCUGGUGCAGAAAAUGAGCAAAUUCAUAUUAAGCAAGAAGUUCCGGACCAUGAGGAGCCAGAAGUUAAUCACGAUGUUUCUCUUGGUUUAGAGUCAUUUAUGCAGGACAGUCAUUUCUACUCGGAAGCAGAAAGCUCUCAGAUGAUGGACCAGUCAGAGCUGCUGGAGGAAAUGGCGCCUGCAGUUGAUCCUAAUGAGUCCCUGGUCGAGGAGCACUAUAAGAUAAACGAAAAGGGGAAUCACGCUUGUGGAAUCUGCAAUCAGGAGUUUCCAUACAGAAGUUCCGCCCGGAGCCAUAUUUUAACUAAACACGAUCCGGCAAAGCCGUUCAAAUGUGACGUGUGCCAUUUUACACUGACGACGGAACUACGGUUGAUUAGACACAAAGCUGUAACUCACGGCUUAGGAGUGUUGAACAUCGAGGAAACACCUCCGGACGAGUCCACUGGAGAUACGAUUUACACAUGCAAGAUCUGUUCGAAAACGUUCAAUUCGAUAGUUCGCUUCAAACGCCAUAAGAACGUUCAUGUAGUUUAUAACAGGCCGUUUAAAUGCGAUACAUGUUUGUACCGUUUUGCAACUCGAGCCCAACUUAAUCAGCAUAUGAAAGUGCAUCUGGAAAAACCGGAAGGUGAAGGUGAUGAAGCAGAAACUCAAGAAGAGUGGAAGUGCGAGCACUGUGAGGAAAAGUUGCCUGGAAAGCGCGCUCAUACGAUGCACGUUCGACGCUUCCACCCGGAAACACUGGUCAAUGAAAACAAGGAAAAGAACGACUACAAAUGCAUUAUCUGUUCGGAGGCAUUUGCUAGGGAAAGUGUUCUUAACACCCACAUGAAAAUGCACGAACUGCUGGCAAUGGAGAAGGAAAAGGAACAACGCAAGGAACUGGAGCAGCUAAUUAAGCAAGAAAUUAAGUCCCGAAAGGAUUCGCUAACAGAGAACACUGCCGGAGAAGGUGCUGAAACCACCAACACAGAAAGUAGCGUUGCAAAUGCCGGUAUAGGAAGCUCAAGUACUAACAAUAAUAAUAACAAUAACAACACUAGUGCUGCACCUCCGACUAAGAAAAAGAGCGACGUAGACGUUGCCUUCGUUUGUAUGGUCUGCGAGCAGGAAUUUGAGGAGCGCGAUUUACUGCUGAAGCAUCAGAAAAAAUUGCACAACGAACUGCAGCUGAACAUCGUUCCCGGCGUUGUUGACAAUAUGGAUGAAUCUACCGAUGGACCAUCCGGUUUCGAAAAAGAAGACGAACCAAUGGCUGACGCAUCGAAAGUGUCCCCAGACGAGGAACCGAUGGUCGUGGAUAUCGAUCCAUCCGAGCUGUUGUCAGCACAGGCGGAGAACGGGCAGCCGAAAAAUGCUACCCUUCCGCCGGCGAUGCCCAAAUGUCACCUGUGUCAGAAGACUUUUAUGUACAACUGCCUGCUGCAGACCCACAUCAAGAAAAGCCAUAGCGAAACGAAGCCUUUUGAGUGCAAAGUGUGCCACAUGCGCUUCGGCUAUCGCGGUACCCUGCAGAAGCAUGAACUGACGCAUUCCGCGCAGAACGUCCGCCCCGGAAGCCACGGUUCCAUCAUGUACAAAUGUAAGAUAUGCUCCGCUAAGUUUUUGGAGCUUAAAGCCCUCUCAUUCCAUCUGAGAAACCAUCGAAACUCGUCGAUUUCCGUCGAACCAACGGUGACGAAAAAAAUCGAAAUAUUCCAGUGCACUUUCUGUCCGCAAAUUUUUAGCGAGAAAGAGGAAUACGACGAUCAUUUGGCGAAAAGCCAUCGCCAGAUGCUUUCCCAGCAGCAAUUACAACAGCAGCAGCAGCAGCAACCAAAACCGGCUCCGUCUGUACCGUCGGUAACGCAACUUCUGGCGCAUCAACAUUCCCGAAAGAAUCCCGAACCACGAAAGUUGCUCGAACGACAACCGAAGAACGAGAAGGAGCUGUUUCUGGACAGUUUAGCUAUUGUUAAGGUUGAGCGUACGUAGAAAACGACGCGAGGGCAUGCAAGAUUUCUACGAUCGAAGCUCAGAUCAAACGGUAUAAUUUUUGAUUCAAAUUACCCAUUAUUGAAAGUAUUUGGUAAUAUUUUGAUAUGAAAAUUUGCUUAAUUUUCAUAAAACUGUUUUGAGAGAAAUAGUAGCAUUACACUAUAGUUUUAUUUAAAUUUACGUACCUACCGACAUCUAAACGGAAUUCUGAUGAAAUUCUAAAAGGCAUUUGCUUUUUCCGUCUAUCGACAACAAAUUGGGUGUUCUUUUUAAUUUUACAACGAAAUGUUCGUUUAGUUUCGCGAAAGGUGGAUAACCGUUGGUUCAAUCAAAGCAACCUUUGGUACAUAUUUACGGUGACUAUUUGCGUUGCUAGGUAUUUAGAUUUUAAGAACCUGUGAAACACAUUCAAAUUACAAAAUAAAAAAAACUGGAUUUAGUUUGAAAAAUCAGCGUUGGUAGUGUUAGAGACAUACAAAACAUUAAUGUGUAUAUUGUGAAUCAUUGACCUCACGAA